GGCGGGGCGGGGCGGGGGCGGCAGUGCUCCGCGCCGCGCCGACGGAGUUGCACGCGCCCCGCACACCGCCGCUCGACUACCCACAACCAGGAGAAAAAAAACAAUUGUGAUCCCAAAUCGCCCCGCGUCGCGACGCGAGUGUGCCGCGUGUGUGUGUGCCGUGAGUGUGUGUGUAGUGUGAUGGCGCGCGCCAUCUAGCGGCCGCGUGCCCCCCCGGCCCCCGGCCCCCGGCCCCCGCCCCGGCGCCAUGCUGCGCCGCCUCGCGCUCCGGGUGUGCCUGCUGGCGCUUGCGCAUGUCGUGCCUACAGGCUACUGCGACGUGGCGGGCGGCGCGGGGUCGAUGAACGCGCUGCCGGGCGGCGGCGCGGGCCGGCUCAGCCCCAGCUUCGACGCCGCCACGCCGCGCAACGUCACCGCGCUGGUCGGCAAGUCCGCCUACCUCAGCUGCCGGGUCCGCAACCUCGGGAAUAGAACGGUGUCGUGGAUCCGCCACCGCGACCUGCACAUCCUGACGGUGGGCGGCUACACGUACACGUCGGACCAGCGCUUCCAGGCGUCGCACGCGCCGCUGGGCGACGACUGGACGCUGCACAUCAAGUGGGCCCAGCAGCGGGACGCCGGGGUUUACGAGUGCCAGGUGUCCACGCAGCCCGUGCGCAGCUACUUCGUCACGCUGCAUGUCGUCGAUUGCGAGGACGUGUACCAGCGCAUGGCGGCGGACGCGGGCCGAGUGCCGUCAGCGCGCAUCCUCGGCGGGCCGGACCUGCACGUGGACAUGGGCAGCACCAUCAACCUCACCUGCCUCAUCCAGUUCAGCCCCGAGCCGCCCGCCUACAUCUUCUGGUACCACGAGGACGAGGUGAGCAAGCCGCAGCAGGUGAUAUCGUACGACUCGGCGCGCGGCGGCGUGUCGGUGGUGACGGAGAAGGGCGCGGCCACCACCAGCUACCUGCUCGUGCAGGACGCCGCGCCCAGCGACUCCGGCCGCUACUCCUGCUCGCCCUCCAACGCCGAGGUCGCCUCCGUCAGGGUGCACGUGCUCAAUGGCGAGCGGCCGGCGGCCAUGCAGACGGGCUCGGCGGGCGCGUCCAGCAGCGGGCGCUGCAUCGCCGCGCUGCUGGCGCUGGCCGCGCUGCACGCGCGCUGGCGCCACGCGCUGCUCGCCAGCUGAUCGCGCGCGUGAGCUCC
This is a messenger RNA of Plutella xylostella (diamondback moth), 1188 nucleotides long. RefSeq names its product zwei Ig domain protein zig-8. Lineage: Eukaryota; Metazoa; Arthropoda; Insecta; Lepidoptera; Plutellidae. Gene Ontology annotation, cellular component: neuron projection membrane. The record is from RefSeq and is a predicted model, not a curated record. Gene Ontology annotation, biological process: synapse organization.